This is a messenger RNA of Nakaseomyces glabratus, 1320 nucleotides long. It is a transcript of the gene MFT1, whose product is annotated as Mft1p. Lineage: Eukaryota; Fungi; Ascomycota; Saccharomycetes; Saccharomycetales; Saccharomycetaceae. Gene Ontology annotation, biological process: mRNA processing. Gene Ontology annotation, cellular component: THO complex part of transcription export complex. The record is from RefSeq and is a predicted model, not a curated record.
AUGACAUUGAAUAAUGAAGAAGUGAAGGAGGUUAAGGACAAAGUAAACUAUGGUGAUGUUGACUUGUCCUUCAAUAGGUACCUAGAUGUGCUAGGAAAAGCGGUGUCGAUGAGUGAUGAUCUUCUUGGCGGUAAUGUGGAUGAGGAAGGUCAAGUAGACACAUUUACGAAGGCUAAUAUAGAGAAAUUGAAACAGACAGCCGAACUUCGAUUUAUAGAUGCCCAGGCCAAUAUCGAUGUUAAGAAAAUAGGCUAUGAGAAUUGGCAGAAAUAUAACGAAAAAGUUUUCAAAGCUUUACAAGACAAUGAAGACAAUUCAUCAGAUGAAUUAGAGAGGUUGAAAUUAUUUCAAGAGAAUUUACGUGAUAGGAUAAAGCGUGUUUCUGAAAUGUACGAUUCAGUAAAAAACAUUAAUCAAGAUUUGGAAUCACUCUCAGAAGGGAAGAGCAAUUUGGCUGUUUCCAGGCUCGAUUGGGAAAAUGAGUUAGGGAAAGAUCUUACUGAAAAAUUAAUAAACAGACGGUACUUGCAGGACAGAUUUGGUAAAGCUAGCAAAACUGGAAAUUUCAAGAAACAUCCUCGCAAUACUGGAUCAAAUAAUGAUCAUAAUGGUGAAGCUCUCCCAGAAACGACUUCAACAAGCUCUACUGAUAAGGGUAACACCGACGAUUCUUCCCGUAACGAUAGUAUUACGGACAUAGAUAGGGAGCAGACUUUAACUGCAUUUGAUGACUUCUCUAAGGGCCCAGCUGAACUGAAACACAUUCAAUCAAUGUUAAAGUCUGAUAUUUCUAGAUUAAAGGAAGAGGUCGAAUCUUAUAAAGAAAAAUGGAUGAAUGAUGCCGAAUUAUUUAGUAAGAUAUCCUCUUUAUUAAAGGAUGAACUGAAAGACAGAGAAGGUACUCGAUAUCCAAGUAAUGAUUCAAAAUCCCAACCUGCAAAUGACGAAGAUGAGGCCGAAUCAGAAGAUGAAGAUACCAAUUCAGGCAGAUUUAAGAGGCAAACUGUCGGAAGGGCUGAAGAAGUUGGUGGUGAAGGUGAGGAAGCACUACUAGCAGAUGGGGACGAUGAUGAAGAAGACGAAGAAGACUCUUCAUCCACUUCGGAAAGUUCUUACGAUGAAGAAAUUGACAAUGAAGAAAAGCAAGAUAUUGUUGAAGAGGAAGAGGAUGCCGAUGAAAAUGAUGAUAAUUUCUCAAAAUCGAGGACUCCUGAGAGAGUGGAUAAUAGUAAUGAAAGUAAUGAGAAAUCAGAUGAUUUGCUCGAAGAAGGUUUUCCACAACCUGAUGCUGAUGAAAAAGAGCAGAAACAAGAUAAUUAG